This is a messenger RNA of Trypanosoma grayi, 2307 nucleotides long. RefSeq lists its product as hypothetical. The transcript has a single exon. NCBI's taxonomy places the organism in Eukaryota, Euglenozoa, Kinetoplastea, Trypanosomatida, Trypanosomatidae. The record is from RefSeq and is a predicted model, not a curated record. Bases 1 to 2307 code for a protein of 768 amino acids.
AUGCUGCGUCACGUCCACCGGCUCUUCUCGAAGCCGACUGCGACACGUCGUGGGGCGGCAACUUACAGCGCGGCCGCGGUGAAAAAGCAGACGACUCGCGGCGUGAACGGCCACGCGCCAUUCGCUACCUUGCGACCUGCGUUCAAGACGAGCGACCUAGCGCAGCUGCUGAAGAAGUCGAUACCCUCUACUGCUAAUGUUCUGGCGAUUGAUAACACCUCGAAGAAUGCUGAUAGCGCCUCCUCGCUCUUCCGGUUUCUGCUAUCGCACAACGAAACGCUUUCGCAGGUGCAGAAGGACCCAAAGUCUCACCACCCGCUCCUUGUGGUCGUUGAGACCACAUUAAAGAAGGACGACGCUGAAGCGAAUGAGUUUGUUCUCAGAACUGCCCUUCAGCAGCAGGGCCAUUUCAAGGGCGCGACGGCUAUUGUUCUGGAUUCCAGCGAGACAUUAGCCGCGAGGUCUUUGCUUAUGAACGCAAAAGGGAGCGGAGCGGCGGUUAAUAUAGAGGAAGUGGCGGCGAAUAAUAAGAAAAUUGUGGCUCCAGCUCCAGCUCCAACGCCAGCAGCAGCACCAGCUGCCCCAGCUGCUGUGAAGGCCCCCGUAAAGGUUGAGAAAAAAGUGGAAGAAAAGUCCAAACAAGAUUCAUCGCCUCCAACAAAGAAAGCGUCCAGGAGCACCACUGUUACGAAGACACCGUCGCCAAGGAGCAGCAAGGAGGUUCCUCUGAAGAAAAAUGCAAAGAGUGCUGCAGGUGGUGAAGAGGUGCCUGCCCCCCUCUCCUACGUCCCACCGCCAGGCGCGGUGAAGAUGCGGUCGACGCCGGGCGCACCGACACGCACUGACACGCGGGAAGCGCUGCGGCGGAUGUUCAAGUCGUCACUGGCGGCGCCGUUUCAGCCGCCGCAGCAAGUGGAGCGGGUGCUGUUCUCUGGCGCCGUCGACAGGGUGCGGUUCGCCGAUCUGCUCAACCUCCCACUCUGCGGCAGUGGGGAGGUGCAUGUGCUGUACUACAGGCUGACUGGCGCGGGUGCCUGCCGCACACCGCUUAUCACCAUCACACAAGCGAUGGAGGAGGUUUGCCAAAAGCGAGUCGGCAAUACGACGAAAAACGUUGAUGUGCUCAGCACGGACCGUGUGCCGAUGCUGCUGUUCCUCAGCGCGUCGUUCCUCGUUGGAGAGGAUGCAGAUCUGCUGUGCAAGGAAUACCAAAAGACGCUGCAAGCCCGCUUGUCGGAGGUGGCCGACGUUACCGUGAUGAUUGCACCGUCCUGCUUCACGGAGAAGAAUGUCCUCUUUACACUGCGAACUGCAGCAGUGGACCGUGAAGGCAACACCGGCGAGCCGCGAGAGCAGCAGUAUCACGGAAGGGAGGACGAGCUUCCGCCCACCCCAGGUCUGCUGCGUCGUGGCGAGGCUGGCAGUGCCCAUACGAUGGCGUCUCUCACGGAGGAUACGCUGCGGUGCGUUGUGACCAAUGCGCUGGAGGAAGUCGCCCUACGGCACGAGAAGUCCACUGACCACCUUGUGAGCACACUAAAGAAGCUCGUCGAGUAUUGGUCGCGAGAGCGCGUUAUAGAGCUUAUGGAGGGUCUUCAAAGUGAACGAGAGGUGCUGCAAGAUGUCAUGAAAGAGUUUGGGGACAUCCAGCAGCAGCUCCGCAACACACAGGAGGCGAUGAAGGCACUUCGAGUGAAUGUGCAGAGCAUAGAUGACAAAAUGGAGAGCAGUAGUCGAAAAUCAACCUCUGUUUCGGUGAAUGACACUGCGGUGCUCACCAAAACCAUCGGAUCUUUGGAGAAGCGCAUGGCCGAGUCUCUCAGCACCAUGCCCUCCAAGCAGCAGAUUGCCCUCGACUUGCGUGAGGAAAUGGAAAGCCUGCAGAAGGGCCUUCAAGAAGGUUUCGACCACGCCUUGUCGAAGAAUCUAAAGAACAUGCACGAGGAGCAGCAGCGUGUGCUGCAGAAUGCUCUCCAAAGGAAUACAUCCACUGACGAGAAAACUCAACAGCUUAUGCAACAAACCCUUCAGGAGCUUCCCGAGCGUAUCCAGACUGGAAUGGAGAAGGCGCUGCAGUCUUUCAGCGUAAACUCAGACGGGCAGACGGCAAGGAUGUUGGAGAGCCACCGCAAGUUGACAGACGUCCAAGUAUCCGAGCUGUGUGAGAAGAUGUGCAAGUCUGUCGAGGAGGGCCAAACACGCAUUGAGCGUGCUGUUGUGGGCUUACUGUCCGCGAAGCCCGAGACGAACACCGCCGCCCCUGAAGAGGCCACUGUGAGUGAGGAGAAGGGCAGUGUAACGCAAUAG